Molecule: messenger RNA, 2581 nt
Organism: Podarcis muralis (Common wall lizard)
Lineage: Eukaryota; Metazoa; Chordata; Lepidosauria; Squamata; Lacertidae
Gene: TBX19
Product: T-box transcription factor 19
Biological process (GO): heart morphogenesis; positive regulation of DNA-templated transcription; cell fate specification
Cellular component (GO): chromatin; nucleus
Molecular function (GO): DNA-binding transcription factor activity, RNA polymerase II-specific; RNA polymerase II cis-regulatory region sequence-specific DNA binding
Source: RefSeq, a predicted model, not a curated record
AUGACUGAUUUGGGCUGCAAGAAACAUAGUGACUGCACUGUCUCCAGGCUGCUCAAUGUGGUGGAGAAUGAGCUCCAAGCUGGCAGAGACAAAGGAGACCCCACUGAAAAACAGCUCCAGGUUGUCUUAGAGGAUGCUGCACUAUGGCAGAGAUUCAGAGAAGUUACUAAUGAGAUGAUUGUCACGAAGAAUGGCAGACGGAUGUUCCCUGUCUUAAAGAUCAGUGUCUCGGGCUUAGAUCCCAAUGCCAUGUAUUCUUUCCUGCUUGAUUUUGCUCCGACUGACAGCCACCGCUGGAAGUAUGUGAAUGGAGAAUGGGUCCCAGCCGGAAAGCCAGAGCCGUCGAAUCACAGCUGUGUCUAUAUCCAUCCAGACUCUCCCAACUUUGGGGCGCACUGGAUGAAGGCUGCGGUAUCUUUCAGUAAAGUGAAACUUACCAACAAGUUGAAUGGCAAUGGGCAGAUUAUGUUGAAUUCUCUGCACAAAUAUGAGCCGCAGGUUCAUAUUGUUCGAGUUGGAGGCCCACACAGGAUGGUAAUGAAUUGUUCCUUUCCUGAAACUCAGUUCAUAGCUGUGACUGCUUACCAAAAUGAAGAGAUAACAGCUCUCAAGAUCAAGUACAACCCCUUUGCCAAAGCUUUUCUGGAUGCAAAAGAAAGAAACCACCCCAAGGAUGCUUCAGAUAUUGUCUCUGAAAGUCAGCACAUCACAUAUUCUCACUUGGGUGGCUGGUUGAUUUCUAACCCAGAUGCCAUGUGCACAGCAGGAAGUUCAAGCUAUCAGUAUGGUGGGACUUUUCCUCUGCCUGCUGCCCAUUCUCACCACGGCUGUGAGCACUAUUCGGCCCUUCGAGGACAUAGGGCUGUUCCAUACCCUGCUUCAUACAUGCAAAGAAAUCACUCUCCAACAGUGAAUUUGAUAGAAAGCAGCAACAAUGAACUUCAAGUACCAUCGGUCCACGAAGGCUGGGCUGCAGUACCCUCCAGUCACCAUGGCAACUUGCUCCCAGUGCCUCACAACAGUGGUACGGCCACCCCAGGUCCGAGCCACUAUCCAUGCCUAUGGACAGUCAGCAACAAUGCCCUCAAUGUGGCCAACCUUGCGAGUGAUGCAAGCAGCAGCCCUCCUGGACCAUUCCUGAGAAGCAACAUUGCACUGCCUGCCACAUCGUCCUCUGCUUCAAUUCCGUUGCAGGGUACAGUUGCCGGCAGCAUGGAAGCACAACUGGAGCCCACUUUCUCUAGGUUAACAGAGUCCACCUGGGCAUCUGUAGCCUCCCAUUCGUUUUAAAGGACCACUGGGCAGUGCAAGAAUGCCUGGUAACACCCUGGACAGAACAGGAUUUAAGGCUGCCAUUCUUGCAGCAAAGAAAAGAACAUGUUUAGUGAUGUGCCGGCUUUUCCAAAUCUUGAAAUCUUGGAUGGUGAAUUGGGCAAGUAUCGUAGGACCAAAAGAAGAACAGGAGACCCCCUCUGCUGUUGCAGUUCCCAGCCUUACAGGCACAGAGUAAAACAAAUCCCGAUGAGGAACUCUUGCUACCUGUCAUGUCAAAUAAGAGAUGAGGAAAGACUCCCACUAAGAAGACAUAGAACUUAUAAUUAUUUCAAUCUAUUUUCAUAUAGGUCAGAUGGUUUCUCAGGAACCUAUUCAUUACUGAAAGACAUUACAUCACAGUGCUCUCCUUGAACACUGUCUCUUGAAAGGACAUUGCCAUGACUUCUUCAGAGUUUAAGCUAUAAGAGAGACCAAAUGAGUAAGGAUAUAUCUCAUUGAACUAACCUACUGGUGAAAAUAAGAACCUAUUCUGCUCAUUCUCUUCAACCACCCCUGUUUUGAAUGUCUAUUGUAGGUUGUAAGUGCUUUAAGAUCGGAACUGUGUCUCUUCGUGUUGUGAGCAACACUUAGCAUGCCCACCUGGGAGAGGGGAGAUUGUCAUUGUAUUCCCACCAGCAAGUUCACCCAGCAGAUGCUAACUCUAAUUUUUGUAAUGCUUGGAGUCCUUUUGGUGUUUAUAAAAAUACUUUUAUAAGUGUUUUGUAAAGGCCUUAUAUGCUGUUCUCAUAUAUGGAAGAUUUCUGAUUCUCUGUGUGAUUUAUUCUGCUCACACAGUGGACAGAAUGUUGGACUACAUUGAUCUGAUCUAACAGGGCUCUUAUGUUCUUAUGACGGUUGCGCUCAUGCAAGUUGUGGACUUGCCAUCGUACAUAUUUUCAUUAACAAGCCAUGUGCACAACCAGAUGAUCAGCCACAGCUACUGGCAAUCACUUCAUUUCUUUUUCUUCACUUGGCUCAGUCACAAAAAUAAAUCAGUUGCUAAUCCAUGACCACACACUGAAGUUGGUCAAUAUGAGCAGGUGCCCAGGGAAGGGCAAAAUUGCACAAAUUAGUCCUAUGAUCAUCCAUCUCCAACUUUAUAAUAUGGUCAAUGUUACUUCCUUUACUAUUGCUAUGUAGUGUUCAUGCAUGAAGAAUGCCAUCAUGUUCUAACACUGCUAAAUGUUGAGUACACUCCAUGGCAGAUGAGUUCACCAUCCAAGAGAUUUGUGGUGUGUUUUCAUGAUCUUCUUGAGAAUUAACAUGU